Geodia barretti is the source of this 1434-nucleotide messenger RNA. NCBI's taxonomy places the organism in Eukaryota, Metazoa, Porifera, Demospongiae, Tetractinellida, Geodiidae. The record is from the annotation of a GenBank genome assembly.
AUGCUGGCGGCGGCAGCAGUUCUUGUGGCACUGGUCGGUUGCGGCGAUAUCCCAUCCCUCAACUCCGAAUCCGUAGCGAAGCCCGAAACUCCGGCGACCAGCGGUCCGGCGGAUGUAUCGCCGCAGUCCCAACUCCAACCAGGAGCAGCAUCCAGCGUGAGCGUUGACCGAAUCGCCUACAUCGGCCCCUACGGUGAUCUUUUCACGGUCAACCCCGACGGCAGCGGUGAGCGGCGGCUUACCGGAGUAAGGCAGGUGCGGUCGCGCUCGUCAGACCCGGCCGGGCCCGCCAGUCCUUCGGACACGGCUGCUUUCUACACGGUGCAGGACCUGGACUUCAGCGAGUCCUAUGCCUGGCCCACCUGGUCUCCCGACGGCACACGGCUGGCCGUUUCCCGGGUGCAGAUUACCCCCAACCGGUCGCUGGAAGUGUCGGUUCAGGUGAUAGACGCGGUCACCGGGGUGACCCGGACCGUAUAUGAAAACGAUGUGCCGGCCCUGGUUGCCGAUGGUACCCCCCAUUACCUCUACUGGUCGCCCAACAGCGAAUACCUUUCCUUCCUGGCUACCACGCGCCAGGGUAUGACCCUGUUUGCGGUUAACCCCCAGACUACGGAGGGGGCGAUGGCGCUGGAAAGGGGUGCUCCCCUGUAUUUCAGCUGGGGCGGCAAUGGUGAUUCGCUGCUGGUACAUUCGCGGGACGAGGUAAAACUUCUGCAGCGGCCAUUCGAGCCCAGCCGUGCCCUGCUGUUGGCGAACGCCGCCGGAUUCCGGGCCCCUGCCCUGUCUCCGGAUGGGCGAAAGUGGGCUUACUCGGGCGGAGACGCUUCGGACAGCUAUAUCAGCGUGGGCGAAAGCGACGAUCCGGCGGUGCCCAGGCGGAUACUGGACACUGGCGCCCUCGUAGCCUUCAUGUGGUCGCCCGAUGGCCGCACCCUGGCCGUGGCUGAUAACCCGGACCCCCAGGGUCGCAUCUUCCAGCGCAUCCGGUUGGUGAAUGCUGACGGCAGCAAUCUUCGUACCCUGGCCGAGGAACCCCUGAUAGCCUUCUAUUGGGCUCCCAAUAGCGAGCGCCUGGCCUGGGUGGGUGUCGAUGCCGAAGAGCAGGUGUUUGAGUUGAAGGUGAACCUCGUGGCAGAGGGCAGCGGCCAGGAAGGCAGCAGGGAGGUAGGUGAGGCCAGUGAACUUUUCCGCUUCCGUCCCAGCGGCGAAGUCUUCACCAUGCUCAGUUUCUUCGACCAGUACGCCUAUUCCCACUCCCCCUGGUCACCGGACAGUUCGCAGUUGGUUAUGGCCGGUUCAGAAGGUCCGGUGGCAGAGCGGCGCAACGGCCACACUCCGUCCGGUUCCCGCAUCUACGUGCUGGACGCAGUGGGCGACACUCCCCCCAACGAAAUCGCCCAGGGCGGCGUGGCCUUCUGGUCGUGGAAUUAG